CUCCAGGUGCUCAGCUCCAUGUGUACUGAGGGUGACCUGUUGGAUCUCUGCUUCAGUCUCCUGCAGCCGUACCAGCUUCUGUCCGUGGAGCUGCCUGAAGGACCCCAAGGAUCCCACACCACCACCACCGGGACGUCCUGGGCAGACGCCUGUGUGUACGAGUGCGCCCGCGGCCGCCUCCAACGUCUCUCGGCGACCCGUAUCCCCCUCUCCUCGCGCCCCGUCUCCUGCUGCCGCKACCCCUCCUCAACCACCCUGCUACUGGGCCUCAGCGACUCCUCUCUGGUCCUCUACGAUGAGAGGAGAGGGGUGUCGCUGCUCGCCCCCUGCCCCAUCCCGCCCGUCCUGGUGGCCUGGCACCCUGCAGGGGGGGUGGUGGUGGUGGGGGGAGGCCAGGGGGAACUGAUGGUUCUGGAUCUUGGCUUGGCUCCCCUAGUGUCCUUUACCUUCUCCCCUCAUCCAUCUCCUCCCUCUCUUCCCUCUUCAGGUGCUCUGUCAGGGGGUCAGCUGGGUCCGGGAGAGCUGUUGCAACAGAGGUUACGCUGUGGCCAGGUGGACCAGGCUCUAGGAAUUCUGGGAGCCAUGGAGUGGAGCACUAUGGGAACGGAGUGCUACCGGGCAGUGACCUCUGUCACAGACUACCUGCUGAGGCUAGAGCUGGACCAGACCAGAGAGGCCCAGUUGGAGGCAGCUCUGGGUGUGUUCUACGCUCCGCCCCGCCCCCUCUCUGACUCGGUGGUUCUAGAAUACAGAGGGCCAAUCAGCAAGUACGCCCGACGCUUCUUCCACCACCUACUCAGGUAACCCAGCCCCCUACAGUAUAACCCAC
Salvelinus sp. IW2-2015 is the source of this 829-nucleotide messenger RNA. It is a transcript of the gene wdpcp, whose product is annotated as WD repeat containing planar cell polarity effector. NCBI's taxonomy places the organism in Eukaryota, Metazoa, Chordata, Actinopteri, Salmoniformes, Salmonidae. Gene Ontology annotation, molecular function: protein binding. Gene Ontology annotation, cellular component: axonemal basal plate. Gene Ontology annotation, biological process: establishment of protein localization; cilium organization; nervous system development. The record is from RefSeq and is a predicted model, not a curated record.